UUACCCAAUCCGGCUUUUUGGAUUUCGCUUUCCGACUUUCGUGCGGCAAUAUUAACAAGGCAAAUCUGUCGAAAUUAUGAUGACGUCGCCAGUAUUAGUGUCCACCGUCCCAAAAUCAACAUCUCUAAGCGUCAGCUGAAAGUAAUGAACACCAAGGACAUAGCGGCUGUGCUUUAUAGCAGCCAGCACUGAACUACUACCGACUGCCACAUCUUAGACUCCAGUUUUAGCCGGAAGAUAUUUAUGUGCAUCGACCGGCGCGAAAACGGAAUACGAAUAUCCUCUUUAGAACACAGAUAAAUUCCGUAUACAUUAAAUUAAAUCACACUAGUAUUAUGUUAUCCCUUUAGGGGCUUCCGGAUUGUUAGGGCACUAAUUUGCCGCCGGUAUCUCAAUCCUAACAACAUCUAUUGUCAUUGUCAAAAUUUGACAAUGAACCCAAGCACAGUUUUCAAGUUGUUGAAACCCCAAAACUGGCUUUGGAAAAGUGUGACACGCUCUAAAACCAUCUCCGAUUUCGAGAAGCAGCACAAGACACCAAAGUGCGUCAAACCCACGCCGAUACCUUUGGCCCUUUACGGCGGCAAGCACACCGUCACUAUGAUCCCCGGAAGUGGGAUAGGGCCGGAACUGAUGGAAUUCGUCCGCCAAGUGUUCACAGUGGCCAAGGCCCCGGUCCAUUUCGAAACGGUCACAAUUGACGAAAAUCGCGAAGACAACACCGACCUGGAAUACGCUAUUAUUUCGAUCAAACGCAACGGAGUUGCCAUUAAGGGUAACGUGGACACGUUCAGUGCAGACACCACUGUUCGCCUAAGCAAUGUGGCCAUCCGUAACGAGCUGGAUUUGUGCGUCUAUUUGAUGCGUUGCAAGUCUUAUCCUGGUGUCAGAGCAAAGCACGAGAAUGUGGACAUUGUGGUCGUGCGCCAAAACACUGAAGGCGAAUACUGCAUGCUUGAGCACAGCAUUAGAAACGGAACGGUCGUCGAAAACCUCAAAAUCAUAACGGAGGAGAACUCGCAACGCGUCGCCAAAUACGCCUUCGACUAUGCUCGCAAGAACGGCCGCAAAAAAGUAACAACGGUGCACAAAGCCAACAUUAUGAAAUUCUCCGACGGGUUGUUCCUCCAAACGGCGAGGAAAGUUGCUAAGGAUUAUCCAGACAUCCAGCACAACGAUAUCAUCGUCGAUAAUUGUUGUAUGCAGCUUGUGACCAAACCGCAACAGUUUGAAGUUCUUUUAACUCCGAAUUUGUAUGGGAAUAUAGUGGCUAAUGUCAUUUGUGGGUUGAUUGGGGGACCGGGUCUUGUCUCUGGACGGAACUAUGGGGCCCACUAUGCCGUGUUUGAGCCAGGGACCAGAAACAGUGGUCGAACAAUUGCUAAUAAAAAUAUCGCGAAUCCAGUCGCGAUGUUGAACGCUUCUGUAGAUAUGUUGUACCAUUUGGGGUACGUGCAGCAUGCGAAGGUGAUCGAAAAUGCGAUUUUUCAAGCUGUGGCUAAGGAUAAGGUGCAUACGCCGGAUUUAGGGGGGAGUGCGAGUAGUGUUGAUGUUGUAAAGAAAAUUCUCGAAUAUAUUUGAUUAAAAUGAUUACUGCUAUAGUAGUGAAGUAGACCCCAACUACUUGGUGGGGUAAUUUUUAGCGUUAUACGGUGUGUUUAACCAACUAUUUUUUAAUAUAGAUAUCACUAUAGUAGAUAUUACUGUUAGAGUGAUUAGCAGUUACUAUUAAAUUUUGAUAGACUUCGACGAGGUAGGUAAUAACAAUACAGUGAUUAUAAAUAUGUGUACUUUAU
Tribolium castaneum (red flour beetle) is the source of this 1796-nucleotide messenger RNA. RefSeq names its product isocitrate dehydrogenase [NAD] subunit gamma, mitochondrial. Gene Ontology annotation, cellular component: mitochondrion. Gene Ontology annotation, biological process: tricarboxylic acid cycle; isocitrate metabolic process. The transcript has a single exon. The record is from RefSeq and is a predicted model, not a curated record. NCBI's taxonomy places the organism in Eukaryota, Metazoa, Arthropoda, Insecta, Coleoptera, Tenebrionidae. Bases 433 to 1581 code for a protein of 382 amino acids.